UAAAAACUCGCUCGGACCGACACGCACGCAGCGUCCCGUCCCAGCGGAGCGUCCCUGGCACGCCGCUCUCCAGCCCAGCCACUCGCGACGCCCGGGCUCACUGGGUGCCCCGCCGGCCGGGCAGGAUGGUGGUGUGCGGCCUGGCCUGCUGGAGGUGCCGGUGGCUCCUGCCCCUGCUGCUGGGGCUGGCCAUCAUCAUGGGCAUCAUCGCCCUGGCUGGCAGGGGCUGGCUGGAGUCCGAGUCGGAGCCCUACGUGCAGCAAGCGUCGCUGUGGGAGAGCUGCACGCGGGGCGAGGAGGACCUCAACUGGAGCUGCCAAUCCCUCAUGGAGUAUGGAUGGGGGAGAGCAGCAGCUGCCACAUACCUCGUUGGCUUUGUGAUCCUGGUCAUCUGUUUUGCCCUUGCAGUCAUUGCGUUCUCAAUUGAGAUACUCCGCUUCAACUUUGUGCGAGGAAUUGGAGGCUUGCUCUUUGUUGUUGCUGCUUUCCAGAUCAUUGGCCUGGUCAUCUACCCAGUAAAAUUCACAGAAGAAAUACAACUGACAGGAGAUAAUAUGUUCAGCUGGGCUUAUGGCUUUGGUUGGGCCAGCACUGUUGUUGUAAUAGGUUGUGCUUUCUUCUUCUGCUGCCUCCCCAACUGGGAAGAUGAAGUCCUGGGAAACAUCAAGCCUACAUAUUACUACUCCUCCCCAGAGAGAGCACCAUAUUUAAAUUGAAAGACUAAAUCCACAGUCAACUGUCAAAGCAACAGAGGAGCAUUUAUGAUGUAAAUUUGGUGCCUUUGUAGGAGACCAAAGAAAAUUGACCAUAUUUCUCCAAAUUAUUUCUUGAUAGUCCUGGUAAUAAAUUAGUAAAAAUGUCACAUCUUUCAGCAAAUAGCUUUUACCUGAGGUAUUGUUUAUGUGUUCUUGGGUCAAUUCUGUUUGGGUGGCAUACUUGCUCCUCUCUUCCAGCUACCUGAGUCAUCCUUAUUUUAUUCAAACAUUUGCUUAUGAAUAAAGAUGUAGGGUUUCAGGUGUGGAAAGGAAGAGGCAGGAUUUUGAGCAACCCAUUAGAGGGACCUGCAAAUUAUUGUUUUCACCUCUGGUAAAAUUGCCUUAAAGGGAACUAGGAAAAACAACCUUCCAAAAAAUGCUUUUUGUUCCACCAAAAUCAGUCCCAAGGAAGGAACUUCCCUAAAGACUAUUGUGGUCACUUGCUGCCUGAGGAUCUCUUCUUAUUCCUGUCUUUGGACUAUUGUUAUUAGGUAUUUGAAUCAAAGGGAGAACAAAACUUAUCUUUAUUUUCCACCAGUUGAUGCUUUUGGAUGGAGAUGUCAUCUAAAGCGUGGAGCUGGUUUGUAAAACAGUGGCUAGUGUAAAACUUACUGGUAUUUUUGUGGCCACUGCAGGACUUGUGAUGGAACUACAUAUAAUUUAAUAUACACUGUCCCAGAGAA
Dryobates pubescens (Downy woodpecker) is the source of this 1438-nucleotide messenger RNA. RefSeq names its product p53 apoptosis effector related to PMP-22. The transcript is spliced from 3 exons. The record is from RefSeq and is a predicted model, not a curated record. Bases 126 to 716 code for a protein of 196 amino acids. Gene Ontology annotation, biological process: cell-cell adhesion. Gene Ontology annotation, cellular component: cell-cell junction; membrane. Lineage: Eukaryota; Metazoa; Chordata; Aves; Piciformes; Picidae.